GAUAAAGUGAUAUUCUGGCUUGCUGCUUUCCGCUUUGGCGGCAGCACUGGCAGCGCCAUCUGUCACGCGAAUUCCCGUAAGGUUGGCCGUCUUUAAACAUUACUCCGUUGAUGGUUCGAUCCGCGCGUUCAGUGUGAAGUGCGAAACCGGUGCGGGUUGGAGCGUACAAAAUAGAAUACGAGGAAUUGUCGAGAUUCACGAGAUCCUCUCUGCUGAUAAAUCUUAAAGUAUGAUCGAUUCAACGCGGAUUAAAGUUUGAGCGAAACAUGGAUCCGAGCGAGAUCGAGUUCCUCGGUGAAAAGCAACUGGUUAGCAUAGUGCCGAACUUUAAUUUCGACGUGAUCCACUUGAUCUCCGGCUCGGUAGGGCCGUUUCGCGCCGGUCUACCUGUCAAAGUACCGAUUUGGCUCGCCGUGUCCCUCAAGCAGAAACAAAAGUGUCGCAUUGUCGGUCAGGAAUGGAUGGAUAUGGAAGGCCUGAACGAGAGGAAGGAGAUGGAGAAAAUGUCAAAGUUGUUCACAGAAAUGUCAAGUUACCACUACAUGGAUGAGAGUCAAAUUUUAUUGAACGUGGCAAAUGAUGAUAUACCUGAUGCGGAUAAUAUCAGAAUCGCCGUGAAAGACAUAUGGGAUAUAAGAAUGUCUAAACUGCGCACAUCUGUGGAUGCUUUCGUGAAGAGCGAAGGAGUGCACGCAAAAUUGGAUCAUCUCACCGCGAUGGAAAUUAAUAAUAUACGUCCAUUGCUGCCACACGCUUUAGAUCAAAUAUUACGGAUACAAUCUGCAAAUACAGGAGAAAGAAAUUCUCAAUACAGUGGAAGUAUAUGACGAAAGUGAUACACAAUUGUUUAUAUUAUACUGCACCUUUGUGACGUUGUUAAUUAUGGAGAUGUGAAUAUUUUUGUAAGUUUUAUCUACGAACUCUCAGGUAUACUAUUAAAAACUUGAUAUUGAGCGAG
Ooceraea biroi (clonal raider ant) is the source of this 958-nucleotide messenger RNA. RefSeq names its product DNA replication complex GINS protein PSF2-like protein (gene Psf2). Gene Ontology annotation, cellular component: GINS complex; nucleus. NCBI's taxonomy places the organism in Eukaryota, Metazoa, Arthropoda, Insecta, Hymenoptera, Formicidae. The record is from RefSeq and is a predicted model, not a curated record. Gene Ontology annotation, biological process: double-strand break repair via break-induced replication; DNA replication.